ACCCCAGCCAGCACCAUCAGCCUGUCCCUCUCACCACCAACAUGCUGGCCUCAGGGAUGCUCCUGGUGGCUGUGCUGGCCUUUCUGAGUGUCAUGGUCUUGAUGUCUGUGUGGCGGCAGAGGAAAGUGUUGGCGAAGAUGCCUCCGGGACCCACCCCACUGCCCUUCAUUGGGAACUUCCUGGACCUGGACCCAGAGAAGCUGUAUAACUCCCUCUUGAAGGUCAGGGAGGGCUACGGCCCCGUGUUCACUGUCCACCUGGGGCCUAGCCGCCGCAUCGUGAUGCUGUGGGGAUACAAUGCAGUGAAGGAGGCUCUGGUGGACCAGGCUGAAGAAUUCGCUGGGCGAGGAGAACAAGGCAUCUUUGACUGGCUCUUCAAAGGCUACGGUGUGGUGUUCAGCACAGGGGAGCGUGCCAAGCAGCUCAGGCGCUUCUCCAUCGCCACUCUGCGGGACUUUGGCUUUGGCAAGCGUGGCAUUGAGGAGCGCAUCCAGGAGGAGGCCAGCUUUCUCAUACAGGCCUUGAGGGACACACACGGUGCUUGCAUAGAUCCCACCUUCUACAUGAGCCGAACAGUCUCCAAUGUCAUUAGUUCCAUUGUGUUUGGGGACCGUUUUGAGUAUGAGGACACUGAAUUCCUGUCACUGUUGGGUAUGAUUAUGGGAAGUUUCCAGUUCUCAGCUACUUCUUCUGGACAGCUCUUUGAGAUGUUUUAUUCAGUGAUGAAGCACCUGCCUGGACCACAGCAACAGGCCUAUAAGGAGGUCCAGGGACUGAAGAACUUCGUAGCCAAGAAAGUGCAGCACAACCAGCGCACCCUGGACCCUAAUUGUCCCCGGGACUUCAUUGACUCCUUUCUCAUCCGCAUGCAACGGGAGGGAAAAAACCCCCAUACAGAGUUUAACAUGAGGAACCUGUUGGAGACCACACUGAACCUUUUCUUCGCGGGAACAGAGACAGUCAGCACUACCAUGCGCUAUGGCUUCCUGCUGCUCAUGAAGAACCCAGAUGUCGCAGCCAAGAUGCAUGAGGAAAUUGACCAGGUGAUUGGCAGGAAUCAGCAACCCAAGUACGAGGACCACCUUAAGAUGCCCUACACCGAAGCUGUGAUCCACGAAAUCCAGAGAUUUAUAGAUGUACUCCCUCUUGGCUUGGCUCGCAGCACCACCAAGGAUGUCAAAUUUCGGGGCUUCCUCAUCCCCAAGGGAACUGAAGUGUUUCCCGUGCUGGGUUCUGUGCUGAAAGACCCCCAGUUCUUCCCUGACCCCGACAGUUUCAAUCCACAGCACUUCCUGGAUGACAAGGGGCAGUUUAAGAAGAGUGAUGCUUUUAUGCCCUUUUCUGUUGGGAAGCGAAACUGUUUCGGUGAAAAUCUGGCUAAAACGGAGCUCUUCAUCUUCUUCACAACCAUCAUGCAGAACUUCCUUUUCAAGUCCCCAACGGAACCCCAUGACAUAGACAUUUCUCCACAAUACGUUGGCUUUGCCACAAUUCCACGGAGAUACACCAUGAGUUUCCUUCCUCGCUGAGGCAAAAGUCUGCCAGGCCAGACGGUGUGGGCUUGGUCAGAAUAUGGGCAAGGAAUGGGCUAAAGGAUAAUCUUUAAAUGGGCAAGGGAAGUCUGGGUCCAGCUGGAUCACACACACACACACAGAGAACCACAUAUUCCCUCCUGGGAUGAAAAGCUGGGAAUUAUUGUGCUAUGUUGUGAAUACUAAUAAUAAUAAAUGUAGUAUUGUUGAUUUUGCAAGAAA
Nannospalax galili (Upper Galilee mountains blind mole rat) is the source of this 1754-nucleotide messenger RNA. Its product is annotated as cytochrome P450 2A8-like. The transcript has 9 exons. The record is from RefSeq and is a predicted model, not a curated record. Gene Ontology annotation, biological process: coumarin metabolic process; xenobiotic metabolic process. Gene Ontology annotation, molecular function: oxidoreductase activity, acting on paired donors, with incorporation or reduction of molecular oxygen, reduced flavin or flavoprotein as one donor, and incorporation of one atom of oxygen; heme binding; iron ion binding. Lineage: Eukaryota; Metazoa; Chordata; Mammalia; Rodentia; Spalacidae. Gene Ontology annotation, cellular component: intracellular membrane-bounded organelle; cytoplasm. The coding region runs from base 42 to 1529 and encodes 495 amino acids.